AUGGCUACUUCGUUCUACAAGAUCUUGCUCGACCCAACCGCCCGCCACCUGUCAUUGCCACCUGAGUACGUAACCAUGCAUCUGGUGAACAAAAUCAGAAAUAACCCAAUAAUCCGAUCGGCAAACGGAGGGUAUUCGUGGCGAUUAAAGAUCAAACAAAUCGGUGAUGAUUAUUGUUUUGUUAAUGGAUGGAACAAUGUGGUUAAAGAUAUCCAGUUGGGUUUUGGUGACUUUCUGUUAUUUAAGCUUGUUGAUCAGUCCACCUUUAGAAUGUCAAUAUAUAGUCCAGAUGGGUGUGAAAAGAUUUUGCAACCAAAAACUGACCAAAAUGGGUGUGAAAAAAUCUUGACUACAAACAUUCUACAUGAUGAUGAUGAUGAUCCUUCCUUUGUGUCGACUUUCACUAAAAGCCACUUAAAACGUUUGCGGUUCACGAAGGAAUUUGAGGAGGCGGUCGGAAUAGAUGGUGAAAGAACCAUGACGGUGAAGAAUCUUGAUGGUGAAAAAUGGGUUAUGGAUUUGAAGUUGGAUAAAUCGUUUAAAACAAAAAGAUACCUUUUGUCGACCGGGUGGUGUAACUUUUGGAGAGAAAAUUAUUUAUCAGAAGGAGAUGAAUUGUUAUUUAAGUAUAUCAGAAGAGAAGAUACGUUGUUACUAGCAAAAGUCACAAAAAAAAAUAUCACCAAGCGACGUGAUAAAGGUUGUGAAAGGGACUAA
Helianthus annuus (common sunflower) is the source of this 717-nucleotide messenger RNA. Its product is annotated as B3 domain-containing protein REM14-like. Gene Ontology annotation, molecular function: DNA binding. The transcript has 3 exons. The coding region runs from base 1 to 717 and encodes 238 amino acids. The record is from RefSeq and is a predicted model, not a curated record. Lineage: Eukaryota; Viridiplantae; Streptophyta; Magnoliopsida; Asterales; Asteraceae.